Messenger RNA from Theobroma umbraticum, 2542 nucleotides. It is a transcript of the gene DRM2, whose product is annotated as domains rearranged methyltransferase 2. The record is from RefSeq and is a predicted model, not a curated record. Lineage: Eukaryota; Viridiplantae; Streptophyta; Magnoliopsida; Malvales; Malvaceae. Gene Ontology annotation, cellular component: nucleus. Gene Ontology annotation, molecular function: DNA (cytosine-5-)-methyltransferase activity.
UGAUUGCACCAUCGCGUGAGAUUUUAUUUACCAUUUUAUUUACUGCCCCUCAAAAAAAUUGCGAUUCCCGCAGCAAAUAGACUAGACUCUGUCGCUCCCUCUAUUUCGUUGCGUCUCUGUUUUCUUUCUCUCUCUCAAAAACGAUUCAAAACUAAUUCACUGUUGAAAGCUAAAACCUCCAUUUUUUUUCUCAAUCCUUUUAGAUUUUUGCAUGCCUUAGCUCUGCUGUAAAUUAGGUGCAAAUCUCCAUUUUUAUCAUCGUUUUGGAAUUUUUUUACCGCGCGGAAGACUUUUUGUUGAGGAGAUGAACUGCAUUAUCGUAUUUCGCUAAGAAAGUUUCGGGAUCAGAUUUAUAUUCUCCGUUUUGGAUUCGUUGAAGUGGAGAAACUUUUCUUGGGCUGUACUAUAGCUCAAGAAAAAUGAAUAGUAACAGUUCUGGUGGAGGUGGUGAUAAUUUUGACUGGGAUACUGAAGAUGAGCUGGAAAUUGAUAAUUAUGCCAUCGCCUCCCACUCAGGGGUGACAAUUCCUACUGGAGAAGCUGUUUUGGGCUCAGCAGAGGCAAGUCUGUCUGCAGAUUCUUCCAAUUCCAAGGUAAUUGAUCAUUUUGUAGGAAUGGGGUUUUCGAAAGAAAUGGUUGCCAAAGCAAUUGAAGAAAAUGGAGAGGAAAACUCAAAUUUGAUACUUGAAACUCUCCUUCAGUACUCGGCAAGCUCAUCGCCUAGUUCUUCCAACUCCAAAUUGAUAGAUCAUUUUGUAGGGAUGGGUUUCUCUGAACAAAUGGUUAUCAAAGUGGUUCAGGAAAACGGAGAGGGAAAUACAGAUUCCAUAUUGGAGACUCUAUUGACAUAUUCAGCCCUUGAAAAACCUGCUCCCAUGCAGCAACAUGCCGAUUCUGGUAACUGCUCAUCAGAUUAUGAAGGGAGCUUUCUGGAUGACUUUUCAGAUAUUUAUAGUUCUUCUGAGACUGAGGAAUUCAUGAAUCCUGAUUCUGAUGAGGAGAGUAAAUUGUUGUUCUUGACGAAAAUGGGGUACUCAGAGGCGGAGGCUUCAAUAGCCAUGGAGAGAUGUGGUCCAGACUCCUCAAUUGCAGAGUUGACAGACUUUAUAUGUGCCGCUCAAAUGGCCAAGGCUGCUGAUGCACUUUUUCCCCUUGAAGACAAGAAGCCAUUCUGCAAUGACUCUAAUCACAAAAAGAGGCGAAACUUGGACUAUGAUUUGUGGAAAAGGAAGAAGCAGAUGAAGCUUCAAAAGAGGCUUCUUGAUGGAGCUGAAGAUGCGCUUCAUCUUCCAAAUCCAAUGAUUGGUUUUGGGGUCCCAACUGAUAUAGACCAGAUAACUCAUAGAACACUUCCAGAAACUGCUAUUGGGCCUCCUUACUUCUACUAUGAGAAUGUUGCACUCGCUCCAAAAGGGGUUUGGCAAACCAUUUCACGUUUCUUAUAUGAUAUGGAGCCAGAGUUUGUUGAUUCAAAGUAUUUUUGCGCUGCUGCAAGGAAAAGGGGCUAUGUUCAUAAUCUGCCUUUGGAGAACAGAUUUCCCCUUCUUCCAUUUCCACCUCGCACCAUACAUGAUGCUUUUCCAUUAACCAGGAAAUGGUGGCCUUCUUGGGACACAAGAACAAAGUUGAACUGCUUACAAACAUGCACAGCAAGUGCAAAAUUGACAGACAGGAUCCGCAAGGCACUUGAAAAUCUUGGUGAUGAGCCACCUUUGACUGUCCAAAAGUUUGUUCUUGAAGAAUGCCGAAAGUGGAAUCUGGUCUGGGUUGGAAGGAAUAAGGUUGCACCACUUGAGCCUGAUGAAGUGGAAAUGCUUUUGGGGUUCCCUAGAAACCACACAAGGGGAGGAGGAAUUAGUCGGACUGAUAGAUAUAAAUCACUUGGUAACUCGUUCCAGGUUGACACAGUGGCUUACCAUCUCUCAGUUUUAAAAGACAUGUUCCCUGGUGGUAUCAAUCUCCUAUCGCUUUUCUCUGGGAUUGGUGGUGCAGAGGUCGCCCUCCACCGGCUUGGUAUACCUUUGAAGAAUGUUGUAUCAGUUGAGAUAUCAGAAGUAAAUAGAAAUAUCGUUAGGAGUUGGUGGGAGCAAACAAAUCAAAAAGGGACUUUGAUUGACAUACCAGAUGUGCAACAACUGAAUGGUGAUCGUUUAGAGCAAUUGAUGAACACAUUUGGUGGAUUCGACCUUGUUGUUGGUGGGAGUCCGUGUAAUAACCUUGCAGGUAGCAACAGACAUCAUCGAGACGGACUUGAGGGUAAAGAAUCUUCCCUCUUCUUUGAUUAUUGUCGUAUACUAGAACUGGUUAAAUGUAUAUCGGCAAGGAAUCAAUGAUUUCAUUUGAAGGAGGUUAGUUAUGGAUACUUGCUUCAAAAUUAUUUUUCCUUGCAUCCUCAAUAUUGUCUGAACAUAAAAUUGGAAUAAUGAUGGACAUUUUUUCCAAACUCAUGUUUAGCAUCAAAUUCAAAGGGAAAUGAAUUGUUUAAAAUUGAUGGGAAAGUUGUUGGAUAUAGUUUUGACUAAUAUAUUUGUCAUUGUGUGUC